Molecule: messenger RNA, 5620 nt
Organism: Haliotis rufescens (red abalone)
Lineage: Eukaryota; Metazoa; Mollusca; Gastropoda; Lepetellida; Haliotidae
Product: zinc finger protein 808-like
Exons: 2
Coding region: 182-3880 (1232 amino acids)
Biological process (GO): regulation of transcription by RNA polymerase II
Cellular component (GO): nucleus
Molecular function (GO): RNA polymerase II transcription regulatory region sequence-specific DNA binding; DNA-binding transcription factor activity, RNA polymerase II-specific
Source: RefSeq, a predicted model, not a curated record
UGCAACCUUCCGCUUGUGUGAAAACGAUGAAAAAUGUCAAAAUUCCUGAGGUUUGUUUACAAAUGCGAGUUUAUUGAUCCAUGGAUUCCAUGCAAAGAAAUGGACUCCAGUUGAAAGUAUACUUCUGAACAUGCUGAAUCUCCUACACCUUCCUGAAACCAAAUACUGAGGACAAAAAAGGAUGGAGGGCAUACUUGUGUGUGGACUUUGUAAAACCUCUUUUGGAAACAAAGAAGAAAUGUACAAACACAUCGUAACCCAUAUAUGUAUAAAACAGUGCAACAGAUGUGGAGAAUUCCUUCCUGAAGUAGCCUGUCCUUUACCUCACUCCUGCAGAAGCCAUGACCCAGUAGGAUUUUUGGCAGGUGCUUGUGUAGAAGGACCUCAGGGUAGACUUGACUCUGGAGAACUGUUGGCAGGACCUUCUGUAAGUGGAUGUCCAGGCAGACUUGAUCCUGGAGUUUUGUUGGCAGGUGCUUGUGUAGACGGACCUCGGGGUAGACUUGACUCUGGAGAACUGUUGGCAGGACCUUCUGUAAGUGGAUGUCCAGGCAGACUUGAUCCUGGAGUAUUGUUGGCAGGUGCUUGUGAAGACGGACCUCGGGGUAGACUUGAUUCUGGAGGAUUGCUGGUAUGUGCUUCAGUAGGAGAAUCUAUAUUUGAGGAUAAGAGGGAAAUACUGUCCAGUCAGAUUCCAGAAUUAACAGGAGUGAGUGACAAGAAUCUUGCAGAGCAUGGUCAGAUUCAUGUAGAGGCAAAUGGAAAUCAGGAUGGUUUAGAAGAAAAUGUGGAUCAGGAUUUGUUGGGGUAUAUGUUACCAGACUAUCGUGUGUGUGGUGAUUGGUGUGAUACAAAGACACAGAGAGAAGAAAGAUCUGACCAAACUGUUAUGGAUGAGGAAAAGGGUGAAGGGAAGAUUGAAGAGAGCAGGAUAAGAGACUGUGAGGUGGUUGACAAAAAUGGCAGGGAGAUGCUAAAGAAUUCUUUGCAGGAAGAUGUGAGUGAAAACUGGAAGGAUGGGGCUGGAAAACAAGAGAAUGAAGCAGCUGUGGAGGAGGAGGAGGAGGACCACCAUGGAAUAGACGAUGACUGGGCUUCUUCAGAUGUCUCAAGUUGUAGUGAAGGUGGAAAUGAGAAAGCCAUAGGACACAGAGAUAUAGAUCUGAAAUAUUGCAACAAAAAUGAUUCUGAGUCUGAUUCUGAAGAGACAGGAAGCCAUGGAAACGAAGAUGAGUCUGGAGAGGAAAAAGGUGAUGAUGCUAAAGAUGAGGAGGUUCUCAGGUGUCAAAUAUGUGAUAAGGAGUUUGAGAGUUCGAGAGCCCGUAAAGUACACCAAGCCACUCAUCCUGGCGGUUUCGUGUCAGACUGCGAAUUGUGCGGCAAACAUUUCAAGAAUGGGAGCAACUUGGCCAGGCAUAUGAGAAUGCAUCGUGGAGAAAAACCAUACAAGUGCAAAGUUUGUGGGAAGAAGUAUGCUGAUAGGAAAACUGUGAUCAUACAUGAACGAGUUCAUACUGGUGAGCGUCCCCAUAAGUGUGAGCAAUGUGGUAAAGACUUCAGUAAUCCUAAGAGUUACAGGUACCACAUCAGACAGCAUCUUGGUAAAAGGGUAAAGUGUGGAACUUGUGGAAAGACUUUCGCUUCUUCAGCCAACCUGAGUGUGCACUUGAGAACCCAUGGUGAUCAGCAGUUUCUGUGUGACAUAUGUGACAAGGGAUUCUACCAGUUGGGCAACCUUCGGAGGCAUCAGAAGACUCAUCAGCAAGAUGGAGAGUCUGACACAGAGAUGGUGAUGAAGAUUGACAUGCAAGCAGGGAACCUGACAAAAUCUACACACAUUCGGAGACGGGCUAGACUUCCUCGAGCAGCAGCUAAACGCCAUGUUCGUAAAACUGACGGGUUCGAUACAUAUGAUGAAAGUCAAACUGACAAGUCGCCUGAGUCACGUCAUAAACAGAAAAAGGCCAAAUCAAAAAUGAGGAAAGGUGUAGUAAAACAAGGAGAGUGUGUAUUGCAGUGUGACUUAUGUAGCCAGGUCUUUAGUGAUUACAGCAGCCUGAAGAACCAUAUUGAGCUCCAUGUGAGACCUUCAUCUUUGAGAACUCGCUCAUCCUUGAGAUCAGGGUCUGCCAGAGACAUAGGUUCCAGUCUCAAAUGUGACCUGUGUGGGAACUCCAUGUUGACCAUGGAUGAGCUAAGGAGGCACAUGUCAGGCCAUGUUGGGUCAACAAGGUUAGAAGAUGGGGAUGAAGAAGGUGCUGACUGCCUGGAUGAUGAUAUGAAAUACAAAACACAAGGGAUCCUUUUCAAAUGCUAUUUGUGUGAGAAGACUUUUAAGCAAAAACGUUUUCUGAAACGUCAUUUACUUACGCAUCGAGAAGGUAAAUGCCAGAUUGUUCCAUGUGGUGGAUGUGGGAAGGAUAUCCUUAGCAAAAGAUCUCAAAGACCAUAUGUAUGUGAUGAAUGUGACAGUGGCUCCCAGGAUGGGGAUUCUGAUACGAAGGUGGAGACAGGGAAUAUUGAUAAAGAAACUGAUGAUACCAAGGGAAGUAAUUCAGACAGUGGCAUCAAUGUUAAUGGACCUCUUAGUGACGACAGCUCAAAGUCAGAUCAGAAUAAUUCUAGUACAGAUAAACAAUUAUUUUAUAAAGAAAAUAGCAAAAGAAAAUACAAAAAAGCUCCCAAAAAUAAAGUCUGUGAGAUCUGUGGUAAAGCCUAUAGUUCUGCAAAACGGCUGAAGUUGCAUCGACAAGAACAUGACACACCUCCUGAGCCAACAUUUACAUGCGAGAUGUGUGGCAAGUCAUUCAAUCGACUCAGUGGUUUGACACGCCACAAGAAGUCUCAUGUUGCACCGAAGCUUUUUCCAUGUCAAUACUGCCAAAAGAUCUUUGGCUGCAAGUCCAAGUUGGAAAUUCAUACCAGGACACACACUGGUGAGCGCCCCUACAAAUGUAUGGACUGUGACAAGACAUUCGCUGCCAAGUCUGGGUACCAUCAGCACCGCCAGUUGCACCAGCUCGGAAAAGUUCGAUGUCAGGUGUGUUCUAAGAUUCUUGCCAAUCAGUCUUACCUGAAACGUCACAUGCGUAUUCACACCCAAGAGAAGCCAUACAGGUGUAAGAUAUGUGGUGAAGCCUUCUACAUGUAUGGGACAUUCCGCAAUCAUCGCCUUGCCCAUCAAGGCAUACCUCCCAAAGUCUACACCAAAAAGCAACCAGCGACAUGCGAGGUGUGUGGGAAGUAUUUUCUAAGUAAGUAUUACCUAAUUUCUCACAUGCGUCUCCACACAGGCGAGAAGCCAUUCACCUGUGAGAUCUGUGGCAGAGGUUUUGUCCAAGGUCAUGGGCUCAGACGUCAUCUUCAGUUCCAUGAGAAGGAAAAGUCUCGUCCGGAGAAGAAAUUUCAGUGUCAAGUGUGCCGCAACUUCUACCCUGACCUGAAGAACCUCCAGCGGCACAUGAUAUACCACAACAGGGAGAGGAACUGCAGGUGCCAGCUUUGUGACAAGGCUUACAUCAGACCCAGUCACCUAAAGAGGCAUAUGAUAGACACUCACAAGAUGAACCCGAAGACUAUGCAGAAGCCUCAGACUCUUCCCCAGCCUUGUGAACUUGCUCCUCCCCUUAUACAACCUCCAACUCUUCCACAGGCCCUUCCUUCUUCUCUUUGUCAUCCCUCAGCUCCACCUACCCUGUCUACAUCUGUCUCUGCUCCUCCUCAAGCUACUCCUCAUGUUCCUCUUCAAGCUCCUCCACUUGUUCCUCCAACAGGUCUUGGUUGUGCUGCACCUCCUCAUCCACCUCAGGAGCAGUAUCAACAGGCUGCAGACAAUCUGCAGAUUCAUACUUUAGCUCCGGCCAUGUUUAACUACUAUUGAGGCUGCCUAUAUUUUGUUAUCAAAGGUGGGGCGGUCGGGUAGCCUUGUGGUUAAAGCGUUCGCCGAAGACCCGGGUUCGAUUCCCGACAUGGGUACAAUGUGUGAAGCCCAUUUCUGGUGUCCCCCGCCGUGAUAUUGCUGGAAUAUUGCUAAAAGCGGCAUAAAACCAUACUCACUCACUCACUCAAUGUUAUCAAAGGUGAUCAAAGCAAUGAAAGUAAACUUCAUAAAGAUGUUCACUGAUCUAUGUCAAAAGCAUUUAAUUCAUUUCUUCAAAUUGAAGCAGCAAACUGAUAAAAUAUCCUGGCUCUAAAAAACAUCCCAGGCCUCCCCAAGGAUAUUUAGUGGUCACUCAUCAAGGGAUAGUUGUCUUGGAACAUUGUGAUAAGCUCUUCUUCAAAUGUACUUGUAACACUCGACCCAUGAAGAUCCAGGUUAGAAAAGGCCUUCAGCAACCAAUGCUUGCUAUAAAAGACUAUCCUGUCUUAAGAAUAACUAACGGGGUCGGGUGGUCAGGCUGGCUGACUUGGUUGAUGCAUAUCAUUGUAUCACAUUUGCGUAGAUCGAUGCUCAUGAUAUCAGUCACUGGAUUGUCUGGUCCAGACUUGUUUAUUUACAGACCGCUGUCAUAUAGCUGGAAAUAGUGCUUAGUGCAGUUUUAAACAACAAACAAACAACUUAUAUCACUCAGAAAAAACACAAGACAUAAGACACUUGUUAAUUGUUAACCUAUGUGGUUCCAAAGUGCAAUAUUUACUGGCGAUACUGGCAAUAAUAAUACUUAAGUGGAGAAAACUACAUGAAAUGUACUUUACCGUGUUUCUUUGUUCUCAUGCUGUGGGUAGGUCAGGUUCUGACAAUACAUGUUCCACAUUUCAAUAUUGUUGUGAAGAAUGUCAUGGUGCAGCUUCAGUAUAGAAUCCUCAGAGGCUACUGUCAUAUAAUCACUUGUUUUACAUCACUGUUGUGUCAGGACACAAAGAAAAUCUAUAAUUUGCCUAGAAAAUGUGUUGUUGUUUUCACUUUUAGUGAAGGUUUGGGAUAUUAUGAAAAGUCAAAGGGUUGUUUGUUUUCACUUCCAUCAGUGACUAAUUUGGAAGUUUCUUUUAUUAUUCUACUAUUAUUCACAUGUGAAAGCACCUAAGUAUUGCAUGAUCUUUAUGAGUUAGUGUUGAAGAUAGGUUAUGUGUCACAUUUUGCCUCUAUCUUGCUUUAUAUCAUUGUGAUGAUGUUACAUGUUUUUUUACCCCUGUGAUAAUUUGUACAGCUAACACUUGUAUCCUUUAUGCUUAGUUUUGCCAGUAAAUCAGUUGUUUGAAAAUUUUCAUGAUACUGGUAAUAGGUUAGAUUCGGGAUGUGCCAAUUGAUAAUGACAUUUAUUUAUCCAGUUAGGAAUGAUUAUUUAUUACCUCCCUUUGACCAAAGGCGUAUGUCACUUAUAUGAAGCUACAAUAUUUUUUACUCCUCAAAAUAGUAAACAAAUGACAUGAUAGACUUCUGAGGGACUGUCAGGUAGCCUAGUGGUUCAGGUGUUUGCCCAUCAGAUGACUGAGGUUCGAUUCUACUGUACCAUUUUUGGUAUGCCUGUUGCAAUAUUGAUAAACGUGACAAAGGGCAUCUUCCUGAGGCAAGUGAGUUAUCUGACUAUAAAUGUUCAGUUUCCACCCUUGCCGAACUAGGCUGGUAUUAUGGAGUUACAUAUUGGCUGGACUAACAAGUCUAUGCAUAGUCCAAUCACAA